AUGUUUCAGAUUGUCAUGGAGCAGCCCGCUCGUGCUUCUCUUAACUUCGGUCGUAGAUUCAUGAGAGAGCACGUUAACACCAUGAUCGAAGUGAAAGAAGGGAUCACUGAACUCCUGAGAAUGGAUCGUUUGGACACGGAGUUUGGCCACUUCUCGCUUGCUCAUUUUUUGCUCAUGGUGGUUAUGCUCGAGAUCGGAUGUCACCCAUACUGCCUGGAAGACCAAGUGAAGCUCGGUAACUUGUGCAACAUAAUGCUGCAGCUCCUUCAAAGUGCGAUGGGUCACUGA
Molecule: messenger RNA, 288 nt
Organism: Caenorhabditis elegans
Lineage: Eukaryota; Metazoa; Nematoda; Chromadorea; Rhabditida; Rhabditidae
Gene: Y81B9A.3
Product: NR LBD domain-containing protein
Exons: 3
Coding region: 1-288 (95 amino acids)
Source: RefSeq, marked reviewed